Messenger RNA from Lytechinus variegatus (green sea urchin), 1808 nucleotides. RefSeq lists its product as uncharacterized. Gene Ontology annotation, cellular component: nucleus; cytoplasm. The transcript has 3 exons. Gene Ontology annotation, biological process: negative regulation of transcription by RNA polymerase II. Gene Ontology annotation, molecular function: transcription corepressor activity; transcription factor binding. The record is from RefSeq and is a predicted model, not a curated record. Bases 340 to 1365 code for a protein of 341 amino acids. Lineage: Eukaryota; Metazoa; Echinodermata; Echinoidea; Temnopleuroida; Toxopneustidae.
CAUUCAUUCUAGAGUUGCCUCUCUCUGAUAGCGGUUGAUUUUGCGCUUCUGCUCAUCACCAUCAAUCCAUUGUUUUGUGUGAUUAUACUUCAUAUUUUUUUACGUCGUGCUCAUGCGCCGAUUUGAUUUAGUUCGGUACCUUUGAUAAGCCGUGCUUUUGUUCGAGAGUGAUCAUUUUAGCUGUAGCUGGGAAACUCGACAGACAUGUUCCAACAGUUCAUUUUCUUGUAACCUCAUUGGACUUUACUUUAUUAUAGCCUGGAUUUGUUUUGACGAGUUGGAUUUCGGUUAUCAGCGUCCUACGUUUACAUCCAUUUGUUCUCAACCGGGUCACCGAGCAUGAAGGUUGGGGAGUUACCAUUCACUCUCCAUCGGAGAAGCUGUCCGUGGAGCCAUUCAACCACGUCCGCGACGACGACAACGGACCAAAACAGCAACAAUCAACCAUCACCUACACAUCAACGGCCGUCGCCACUCACGGCGUUACUCUUCGAAGCAAACGAGUCGUCAUCGUCGCCGACGCCGUCAACGGGUCCACCGACGCCCCCCUCAUCGCCACCCGAUCCUGCACCCACAUCAACGGCCACGACAACUACGCCACAGAUUUUCGCGUCGCAACGAUGUUCAUGCCCGUGCAGCGACUGCGUCAAGCUAGUCCGUGACUCGACGUGUGGUAUGGAUAUGGACUUGGCGCGUUGGUUGACGAAAUGUGCCGAAUUCGGGACAGGACAUACAAGCUUAGCAAACAUUAAUGUACACGAUAGGCAAUUACUGGUAUGCUCUGCCUGGAAAGACAUAGUUAUCCUGUACAUGGCACAGAAUAAGUUCAAUUUCGAUGUAGUCUACUCGAGCAUGCACGAAUACCUUCAACAUGUACCCAUUCACCAAUAUGUCCAAACGUACACGACGCAUCAUACGGUGGACGCUCAGUUCCAGGCGGAUUUUAUCGCGAAGACUGGACUAGUUUCUCAGACCUACGUGCAUCCUCUAAGGAGAGGUAGCGACUUUGGGAUACCAACCAUGAGAACUGUUAACCAGCUCCAAUUCACAUUAUCAAAGCUCAACCAGAUGCAACUUGACUCAAAGGAAUAUGCCGUGUUGAGGAUACUGCUCCUCUUGAAUUCCGAUCUGCAUUCCUUGACGGAUAGCCGAGCGAUAGAGGUUGCCAGCGAGAAGGUCCACACGGCCCUGAUGGAGUAUGAGACCCUCAAAUACCCCGAUGAUCCUCUUCGGCUGUCCCACAUGCUCUUGCUCCUACCGGGUGUCCGAGGGUUCAGCGCCGCCGUCUUUGAGAACCUUUUCUAUCAUCACCUCAUCGGAGACACCAGCGUCACGUCCGUUCUCCGGGAACUCAUGGUCCGGUAGCCAACAUUUUUUCCCCAUCAGAAAUGAAGAACAGAGUGGUCCUGAGGACGUCAUCACCAAACUUGAAGUGCAUUCUUGUCUUUUUCGGAGUGAGGAAUCCAUGGCGGGUAAUCUUCUAGCUACUGUAGUGGAAGCAUGUUUAUCAUGAUGAUAGAAGUGUUUUAAGGUACUCUUCCUGUGGAUAGGUGUUUAGACUUGAAUCUUUAGGCAGGGCGACGCACUCGUCGUGUGAGCAUCAAUCCUCCCCACACGAAGCACCCGAAGUCAUGCUGGCCUUUAUGAUAAUGUACUAUGUUCUGAUGGACAUCGUGGACGCACUCGAGGCGAUUCUCAUCGGUUUCAUGGUUGCACGGUCACAAGAAAGGCCAUGUUGUUUGAUAUCUGCAACGAUAUUUAAGUCAUUCCGACCUUUAUAGUUUUUUACAUUAGCUUCAGUUUCAGUU